This is a messenger RNA of Solenopsis invicta (red fire ant), 2801 nucleotides long. RefSeq names its product ceramide synthase 6 (gene schlank). The record is from RefSeq and is a predicted model, not a curated record. Gene Ontology annotation, molecular function: sphingosine N-acyltransferase activity; DNA binding. Bases 617 to 1744 code for a protein of 375 amino acids. Gene Ontology annotation, biological process: ceramide biosynthetic process. The transcript has 8 exons. Lineage: Eukaryota; Metazoa; Arthropoda; Insecta; Hymenoptera; Formicidae. Gene Ontology annotation, cellular component: membrane.
CACAUAUACACACACACGCACGCACACCAUCCACUGCAGAAUCGUGCAGCAGUCAUUAAUUAGAAAUGUUUCGGCUCGUGCGGCGCCGCGUCGGUGCCGCCGGUGGCAGUGUGGCGUGACCGUCAAAGCGAGCAAGAACGGUCUCGCGGCCAAAUAGGUUGGUUACAUCGAUUGUAUCACAACCGCGCCUCGUGGUAGUGGUGGCGACAGCGACAGCGGCGGUGGCAGUGAUGGUAGUGGGAUGUUGAUAGCGGUCGUAAUGCUAGCGAAACUUGGAGCAGCAGUUACAAGCUUUAUAUAUGUUUUGCGGUUACGAGGCGUACGCGGCUUCGCUGGGUCUAGCUUCGUCACGUUCUCGCCAGUUCUCGCGAAACGUCCGAGGCUAACCGCUCUGCUGUCGUGUCGCCCUGCGUCCUGCGUCACCCUUAUUUCAUUCCGGGCGCUAAUCUGAACACCGUCCCGAUAGCGCACGCGCGUGCGUCACUCGCUACAGAAACGGUCAAAGCGGCGCAGCCCGUGGCACGAACGCGCGCGCUUCCUCGCCUCACUCUCGUCCGUCCGGUGGCACGUUUCGGAUCGCGUGGUACAUGCCGAAGCGGCUCCGGGUCACAGAAAAAUGAAUAUUUUCCUAAAUAUAUCAGCCACUUUUUGGUCGCCAGACAUUUGGUUGCCUCCUAAUAUUACAUGGCAGGAUAUCAGUCCAAAUGCAGACAAUAAGUAUGCUAAUUAUCAACAUUUAAUAUUUCCGCUGCCCAUGGCAUUAGUUCUUCUAGGAAUAAGAUAUACUCUUGAGAGGUACUGGUUUGCUCCCUUAGGAAGAUCGCUUUGUAUAAAAAAUACUAGAAGCAAAAGGGCAGUGCCCAAUGAGAUAUUAGAAAAAGCAUAUCUUAAUAAGAAAAUUAAAUAUAAGCAGAUUUUAGCAUUGGCUAAACAAUUAGAUUGGUCUGAAAGGCAAGUGGAAAGAUGGCUUCGGUUGCGUCGUUCUCAAGACAAGCCGUCUACUCUUACAAAGUUCUGUGAAAGUUGUUGGAGAUGUUUUUAUUAUGCGUCUGCAUUCUUCUAUGGCCUUGUUGUUCUAUGGGAUAAACCAUGGCUUUGGGACAUAAAGCACUGUUAUUACAAUUACCCCUAUCACCCUGUUACCAAUGAUAUAUGGUGGUAUUAUAUGUUAUCAAUGGCAUUUUACUGGGCAUUAAGCUUUUCUCAAUUCUUUGAUGUAAAAAGGAAAGAUUUUUGGCAGAUGUUUAUUCAUCAUAUAGCAACAAUUUCACUUAUGUGUUUCUCAUGGGUCGGGAAUCUCACAAGGAUCGGCAGUCUGGUCUUACUUGUGCACGAUUCCGCGGAUAUAUUGUUGGAGGCGGCAAAAAUGACAAAGUAUGCAAAUUAUCAAAAAGUUUGUGAUUGUAUAUUUGUCAUAUUUACAAUUUUCUGGAUUGUAACACGUAUGGGUGUAUAUCCAUUUUGGAUAAUUUAUAGCACCUCUAUAGAAGCGCCUAAGAUAGUACCGAUGUUCCCUGCAUAUUAUAUCUUUAAUUCUUUAUUAAUUUUACUACUGUUUCUUCACGCUAUUUGGACUUAUUUAAUCCUUAAGAUUGCAUACCGCGCUUUCAAUGCUGGUCAGAUGGAGGGUGAUAUUCGCAGUAAUAGCAGCGACGAAGUAUCCGACACUUCGGUCAAUAAUGUUUCCAUAAACAAUGCCACAAAUUAUGUUAACAAGUCAAAUUCGAAACCGAAAACCCACUAACAAAACGCAUGCUGUAUAGGCUAUUAUUUUAAAAGUUUAUCCUAAGGCAGAAAAUUUAUUCGGACGUUUAGCCAGAUGCUAAUCUUCCUACAAGUAUGAUAUAGAAUCUCGAAUUCGACGUUACUCUUGUAAUCAAAGGCGCUAACAUUAACAUACCCAUUUAAUCUCUCAUAAAAAUGAGAGUAAUUAAAACAUAUUUUCUCCAAUUUCCCUUUCAUUAGUAUUCCAUUAGUGUUUCCCUUAAAGCAGUUAAAUGCUUUGUCACAAAUUUGCCUGCAGUCCUCUCAAUUUCAAAUGUAUUUGCGUUUAGGAAUGCAUUAUAUACGAAGGUCAACGAAAGAAAAAAAGAAAACAAAUGGCGACAAAAUGUAAAACAACAAUUAUUCGUAUCAUUAAUUUAUGUAACUCCAUUUUAUUUAAUUCUUAAAUAAGAUGGAGUUACAUAAAUUAGUGAUACGAAUAAUUGUUGAUGUUUUAUAGUUUGUUGCCAUUUGUUUUCUUUUGUAAUUAAUUAUAAGUAUAUAAUUUCUUUUAAUCGAAUUCUUAAUACUUAGUUAAGAUGUAAGAAUGGACCAAAGCCGCCAAUAUGUCUGACCUCCAUCCAAUAUUCUCUGAGUCUAAUAUCACGUAAUUACUUUGAAAAAUGUAUUUAUUUUCAUAUACUUUGUGAGUAUCAGUCAAUGAUUGAUAAGCAUAAGAGCAAUUCAAUUAAUAAUAAAUUUCUACUAAUUAAUUAUAUACGAAUCUCUAUUAUUCUAUCUCACGACGCAAAAUUUGAUUAAACUAGUGCAUGAAUUCACAAAUUGCGACUACAUAAUUUAGCUUAAGCUCAUCGCAAUAUAUUCCGCGAUAUUUAUAUCGCUUGAGCCGUUAAAAAACUGACAACUUUUGCAUUUAUAUAUAUCUAUAUCAACAAAUAAAUGUCACGUAAAUUGUACGUUGUGUACUUACGCACGAGUCUUCACGAAUCAUCGGUGUUAAUUAUUCUUACAUAAUACUGCACUCGCAAUCGCGUCCUCAUGUAUCGCCAAUAAAAAUUUCCUUACUAAUUCUCGGA